This is a messenger RNA of Periophthalmus magnuspinnatus, 4120 nucleotides long. RefSeq names its product nicastrin (gene ncstn). Lineage: Eukaryota; Metazoa; Chordata; Actinopteri; Gobiiformes; Gobiidae. Gene Ontology annotation, biological process: protein processing; Notch receptor processing. The record is from RefSeq and is a predicted model, not a curated record. Bases 49 to 2160 code for a protein of 703 amino acids. The transcript has 17 exons. Gene Ontology annotation, cellular component: membrane.
ACUUCCUGGACUUUUCCUGUUGUGUUUUUUAUUUUUCAAAGCAGCAACAUGGAUCUAUCUCUCAGUCGUGUGUUUAUUGUGUUUGUGAGCUGUUUUAUCUGCGGAGUCGUGUGUAACUCUGUGGAGAAGAAGAUUUACGUGGAUCUGAACUACACUGUCCCCUGUGUGCGACUGCUCAACGCCACACAUCAGAUCGGCUGUCAGUCGUCUCUGUCUGGAGAUGUGGGAGUCAUUCACUUCCUUGAGUCGGAGCAGAACCUGGACUGGGUGCUGAACACUGGACACAGUCCUCCGUACAUGGUCGUCCUGGAGGGGGCGCUGUUCAACAGGUCCAUUAUGAUGAAACUGAAGAACAGCUCUGGCAGAGUGGCUGGUGUCGCUGUUAUUGAGCCAAACACAAACUUACCUGGAGACUUCUCUCCUCACACACAGUGUCCCAAUGAAAACACAGGCGUGUACACGGAGCAGUACGACCCGGCGUACGCUCACUGUAACAGGACGCUCUGGAAUCCUCUGGGAAACGGUCUCUCCUACGAACAGUUCCACUUCCCCAUUUUCUCUCUGAAGGACGACAACGACACUCAGGUCAUUCGACAGUGUUUCCAGGCUCAUAAUCUCGGGGUGAAUGGCAGUGCUCCGGAGUACCCUCUGUGUGCGAUGCAGUUGUUCUCUCACAUGUCUGCGGUCACAGACACUCCGACCUGCAUCAGGAGGAACAAGAUCCAGAACGACUUCAGCAUCAGCCCCGAGAAAGUUUGUGAUCCUUUGGGAGGGGUUAACGUUUGGACUUCGACUCGACUGAUCAACAACACAGAUAAAGGACACAAGAAGUCUGAGAGCGUGGUCAUCGCCGCCGCCCGAUUGGACAGUCGUUCGUUCUUCUUCGACUUGGCGCCUGGAGCUCAGAGCAGUGCGUCUGGGGUUGUGGCUCUGUUGGCUGCAGCUCAGGCUCUGAAGAACAUGACGGAGGAGAUGUCGUCCAACACGUCCAUCAUCUACGCCCUGUUUGAAGGGGAAACGUUUGACUACAUCGGCAGCUCAAAGAUGGUGUACGACAUGGAGACACAGCAGUUUGCUGUGGACAUGGACAAUGUUCACUCUGUGCUGGAAGUGGGACAGGUGGGACUCAGAUCAUCGAAUUCUCCAAUAUGGCUCCACUCAGACCCUGUGUCUCGAAGAAACAGCAGCGUCGAUGAAGAGGUGCGGAGGCUGAUCCUAAACCUUCAGACCGCGGCUAAAAACACAAACGUCAACGUGAGUGAACCGGAUGCGUCUCAGCCUCUUCCUCCUUCAUCGUUCCAGCGUUUCCUCCGAGCGCGGCCUCUUCCCGGGAUCGUCAUCCAGGACCAUCAGUCUGUUUACACCAACAGAUAUUAUGAAAGCAUGUUCGAUAACCCAGAAAACCUGAACAUGACUUAUCCACCCGACCUGAGUCCUGACGAGCAGUUUAACUUUGUCACUGAGACGGCGAAGGCUCUGACCGACGUGGCCACGCUCGUCGCUCAGGCUCUGUUCCUUCAGGCUGGAGGUGACGCCGCUCGAGCGUCCUCCAUCACAGCGAACCCUAAAACUGUGUCUCAGUUGUUGUACGGGUUUUUGGUCAAAUCUAAAAAUCCGUGGUUUGAGCAGAUAAUCCCGUCAGACUUUGCGAGUCGCCUCGUGGACAGACCCACAAACUUCUACACUGGUGUCCAUUUGCAGAAGAGCGAAGCUUCGUUUUUGGUCGAGUACAUUUUGGCAAAUUUAACUGGGACAGUCGUAAAUGUGACUCAAGAAAACUGCAAGAACCAACGAGAGAACGAGGACGACAAGGACAACAAAUAUUUUUACAGUUACUCGUGGGUGCAGGGCGCUCUGGCUCCAAACAGCUCCGACAGACAGAGCUUCUGCGUCAGGUCUUCAGUUCGUACGUCUCCUGCCAUUUCUCCGGCCUUUGACCUGGAGCUGCUCACGUCCUCAGAUUACUCCACCUGGACGGAGUCGAGGUGGAAGAAAAUCACAGGCCGUAUUUUCCUCGUGGCCAGUCACGACCUGGAGAUGCUGACUUUGGGCGUGGGCAUCGGGAUUCUUCUUCUGUCUCUUCUUCUGACGUACAUCAUCAGCUCAAAGGCCGACAUCCUGUUCUGCUCAGGGAGAGAACCCACUAACGCCACCUACUGACCAGCUACCAGAACACCAGCUCACCCACCGCCUCCUACUACGACUACUACAACCACUACUGCAAAUACUUCAAAUACAAGAGCAGGGUAUUGACACGCGGAGGUACAGAGAUUUAACGUUUUUCAAUGGACUCACUGCUUUUGUGAGACGGGCCUGGUUUUGUGAGACUUUUCAAACUUUGGCCGAUUUUGAUCUUUAAUCUGAACUUCUCGGGCUGAAUCGUAGUUUGAAAUCCAGCGGCCCUUUCCAGAGGACGAGAUGUUCAUAUUUCAUCAUUUUCUUUGGGUUUUUUUCAGAUUUUAAAUGUUGAAGAUUGUUUGAUUUUGUUCUGGGAGAUGAUUUUGUGCGUUACUGCUUGGAUUGUGUGUGUGUGUGUGUCAUGUGUGUGUGUGGCUGGAUAUUUCUCCGCAGUGAAUAUGAUUUCUGAACAGUUAAUAAUUGUAUGAGUGGUUAAAGCUGCCCUGUGGAACUUUUUAGGGCUUUGUAUUAAGUGUCAAAACGAUUAAAGCCUCUGUACCAGAUUUUUACAGUUUGAAAAACUUAAAACUAGUUCAUUUUUUUUAAGUUCACAAAGUUAUUCCUCUCUGACCUCACACAUUCAGAACAUCCUAAUGACUCACCAUGAUGAGUUUAUCAGAGCUUUUCCAUCAGGAUAACGCCAACGACAACAGCUCAUCCUGAAAAGUUGCAUAGUGUGGCUUUAAAUGGAGAUGGUAUGUGCAAUACUGUAGUCGUCUUCUGUUUUUUUGUAGUUAAUUUAUCAGUUUUAAUAAUAAACCACUUUGACUCGACGAAGAAAACAUUUCUUUAAAAAAAAAAACAUGGGACGACAUUUGGUUCAAACGUCAAGACCAAAUGUAAAUAUCCAGUGAAAAGUACGUCACGUAAAAGUACGUCACGGUAAAAGUACGUCACGUAAAAGUACGUCACGGUAAAAGUACGCCACAGUAAAAGUACGCCACAGUAAAAGUACGCCACAGUAAAAGUACGCCACAGUAAAAGUACGCCACGGUAAAAGUACGUCACAGUAAAAAUACGUCACAGUAAAAAUACGUCACAGUAAAAGUACGUCACGGUAAAAGUACAUCACAGUAAAAGUACAUCACAGUAAAAGUACGUCACAGUAAAAGUACGUCACAGUAAAAGUACGUCACAGUAAAAGUACAUCACAGUAAAAGUACGUCACAGUAAAAGUACAUCACAGUAAAAGUACGUCACAGUAAAAGUACAUCACAGUAAAAGUACAUCACAGUUCAAAUCCUUCAAAAACUCCACCACCAAAAAAAAACACCCACAGAUUUGCGUUUCUUAAAAUUAUUUUGGUUAUUGCAGUGAGUCUGUAAAGUUUGACUUAAUGUGACGAGACUAAAAAAAUUAAAAAAUAUUCUAGAAUAAUCUUCCGCUGAACGCCGCCGUUUGAUUAAAGUACUGUAAGUAUUGAUCUAUUCUGCAAAAUGGACUUUCUCCAGUUUUAUUUUCCCCGUUUUAUUUUCUUAAUCGUUGAUACUCGUAGGAUUCUGCAGCGUCGCCAUUUUGGUGCACAUUUCUAAAACGUGCUGCUGUAGUGUGACGUGCAUCUGUCCACAGGGGGCGCUACAGCAGGCGGCGCUUUAGUGUGACGACGUUUACUGUUAUGUCAGCUCCAUUGGACACCGCAGUUUUUCUAACACAGACGUCAGCGGAGUCGUUUCCUUUCUGAAGUGUUUUUAGAUGAAUAUUAUGAUUUAAAAUGUGUAAAAUGAGAACCAUAGAGACUCAAGCUCCAUAGAUCUGCUUUAAUGGAUUUGUUUCUUCUUCUUUGCACAUGUUUGGUCCACGUUUAUCACAUGUUUUCAAUGAGUUUAAAAUGGAUGAAUUAUUGUUAUUUAGAUUUUGUAAAUAUGACGUUGACUGUGGCUGAUUUAAAAUGACCAACUAUAACUUUGUCUUUAUGGGAAAUAAAACAGUUUCUUCUUCUGUU